AGAUGAAAUUGGAUUAAUACCCUGCCCUGAAGCCAGGUAUAACCGCAGCCCUAUCGUCCUGGUAGAAAACAAGCUUGGUGUGGAGAGCUGGUGUGUCAAGUUUCUUUUGCCGUAUGUCCACAAUAAACUUCUCCUCUACAGACAAAGAAAACAAUGGCUGAACAAAGAUGUCGAAAAGACUGAACUAGGCUGUAAUAAGCUUUUGCUUAACCCUGACUUCACCACUGCUUGGAACGUGAGGAAAGAAUUAAUACUGUCUGGCACUUUAAAUCCACUUAAAGAUUUGCAUCUUGGAAAACUGGCGUUAACCAAGUUUCCAAAGAGUCCAGAAACAUGGAUUCAUAGACGAUGGGUGCUGCAACAUCUAAUUCAGGAAAACUCCUUGCCUGGUGUUGUGACUAAAGGAAACUUGGGAGCAGCACCUGUGGAGAGAAUUCACGGACUAGUACAGGAGGAAAUGAAUGUCUGCUCUGAAGCUGCUGGGAGAUAUCCAAGCAACUACAAUGCCUGGUCCCAUCGCAUCUGGGUUUUGCAGCAUUUGGGAAAGCUGACUGUCAAGGUUCUCCUUGAUGAACUUUCAGCCACUAAAUAUUGGGUAUCCAUGCAUGUCUCAGAUCACAGUGGAUUUCAUUACCGCCAGUUCUUACUCAAGUCCUUGAUAGGCAGAACUGUGACUGACAAUAAUGUACUGGUACAAAAUCAAACAGUAAAUGAGCAAAACCCUAGCCUUCAAAAGGAGGAGGAGAGUGCAGGGGCAGAAGCUGCCUGUGCAGAGGAGCAGAGUGUGGAUCUCCCUUGCUGUUUAGAGGAAGAGUUGGAGCUCUGCACUGAGCUGAUUAGUGCUUACCCAGGGCAUGAAACCUUGUGGUGUCAUAGAAGGCGUGUGUUCUACCUUCAGCACCACCUAAGUGCAACAAGUCACAUGGCACAAGCUAUGGAUGUUGAUGGUUUGAAUGAAUCCAGCAGCAAACAAGGAUAUACCCAAGAAACAAAACGCCUGAAGCGUGCUCCUAUGCAGGACUCUCUUGGUCCAGAAAUGGAAUACCGGUUCAUUGAUAAAGUAUUAUCAACUUCUAGGGAUGUGGACCAAGCCAGGUUUGCUACUGCUUAUAGGAAAUGGUUAGUUACUUUUUUAG
This is a messenger RNA of Leptosomus discolor (cuckoo roller), 1136 nucleotides long. Lineage: Eukaryota; Metazoa; Chordata; Aves; Leptosomiformes; Leptosomidae. The record is from RefSeq and is a predicted model, not a curated record.